GACAGCAAGCCUUGAGUUCAUCCUGUGGUUCUUCACUCACUGUCAGUCAUGGUAGAGAGAGCUUGGGAACAGUGAGCCAGACAUUUGAAUGGCCUGUAUUCCUGUGUGUGUGGAUAUUGUGAUUGUGGAUUCCCGCUUCUCAAAAAUGGAGAACAUCCUUGCGAAGGCUCUCUAUGACAACACGGCGGAGUGUCCAGAUGAGCUGGCCUUCCGGAAGGGUGACAUUGUCACGGUGAUGGAACAGAAUGUCACCGGCAGCCAUGGCUGGUGGAAGUGCUCAUUGCAUGGACGUCAGGGCCUGGCUCCUGCCAACCGCCUACUUCUCCUCUCCCCAUCCCAGGCUGAGGGGCUCUCCCAGGGGGUGACAUCGGGGUGUCUGAAUCUUUGUGCAGAGAAUCCCUCCACAGAAGUGCCACCAGGCAGCCACAGCCCCCAGAACAUAUACCAAAUCCCCAGCAUCCCCCGACCAUCCUCAGCCAGCGCCACCUACGAAUGCAUGGACCGAAUCUACAAAGUACCCUCUAUCCCCCAUCCUUCCCUCAGAGGUCCUGCCUCACAAAAACCCACCCAGGACAGACCAGAGGGAAACCAUUCUUUCUGUAAGGUACCAGUGGCUGGAGCAGGCUGCAGCCCCAAAGCAGAAGUCUACGAUGUCCCAACCCGGGCAAGGCAUGGCUCCCUCUUUGCUGUGUCACCCCAUCGAACUAUGAUCAGGAAGAACUCUCUGAUCCCAACCUCAGAGUUGGAGCAGAGGUAUGAGCCUGGAAGAGUGGACUGUACAAAAAGUCAGACAAACGUGUACGCUGUCCCACCCUCCCUGUCCCAGGAUCCUAGCUAUGACAUUCCUGUGCCCUCAUCAGCUGAACCUCAGCAAAGACUAGGAGUUGGGUACAGCACCUUGCCCAUCCCUCGCAAGUCAGAGUGGAUCUAUGAUGUGCCUGUUUCGCCUGAGAAGCCAGGGCAAGAGCAGACAAACUAUGGCACCCUGCCCACCAAGGCCGUGAGCACAGGGAGGCAGCUGUAUGAUACUUUGCCUGCUCGGGUCUGGCCCGUACAGAACUGCAGCUCAGCGCUCUCGUUCUAUGACAUCCCCAAGCCGAGUUACUCCCCCAGGCUGGCCCAAGACAAGGGUUCUCCGCCCAGCAUAGAUCCCGAGGCAUCUGUGUACGACAUCCCACCAAGGAAAAAGCAACCGGAGGCCUCUGUGCAUGCUGUGUCACCUCCGUCCCAGGAUCAGCCCAGCUUGCAGUGUCCCAGCGACUUGCAGAGAGCUCAUGUGCCCCAGGACCGUAGGGGAGCGGCAGGAACCAUGUAUGAUCAUCCACGUGGGCGGAAGCUUUGGUCCAGCUCUCUCCACUGCAGGCAGGCUCCCGGGGAGCCACUGCAGCAGGACGAGGAGGGGGAGAGGGACAGCAUCUCGAGCCUGUCAGCAGGGGACAGUCAGCGAAGCAGCACAGCCUCCACAACCUCGAGCUCCUCCACCAGUUCCUGCGACUCCCUGGCCCUGAGCUCCUCGUCCCCAGAGCCCUUGCGUGAAGUGACCCUGUCUCAGGAGGAGGCCGGGCAGAGGUUAGUGGAGCUGCAGGAGGCCGUGUGCCAGGCAGUGCCCAGGCUCAUGGUGUUUGUCAGCAGCCGAUGGAGGACCAGGGAGCACCUAGGCCAGCACCUCCAGGAGAUCCGCGGUGCUGCUGAAGGCAUCUCCAGCUCACUUGCCAGCUUUCUGGACUUCGCCCUGGACGUGAGAGGCAACGCCCGCCGGCUGACUGAUGCCAAUCUGCAGACACGGCUCCACAAGCAGCUGUCCAUCGUGGAGGACUCUGGACUCAUCCUACAGCAGGCCAUAGAGGCGCUGAGUGGAGCUGGCUGGCAGCUGGACACACUCUCUCAGGACCCCAGUCAGGUGCAGACACCUGACCAGCUGGAGCGCUUUGUCAUGGUAGCUCGUACCGUGCCUGAGGAUGUCAAGCGCCUGGUGUCUAUCCUCAAUGCUAAUGGCAAACUGCUCUUCAAAUCCACACAAAAAGACCCUGAUGUGUCUGCUAGCGACAACCAACCAGAGGCUAAAAAGAGCCAUUUAAGAAACAGGCAGUUGGGAGACUCCAUUGGGGAGGACAAUGAUUAUGUGCAGCUGCAGACAAAGAAGGAGUUCGAGCAGCAGCAGAAGAUUAUACAGGUGGGAAAGAACACAAAGCUGCAUGAGAAAGGCCCACAGAAACCCCAGGUGGAACAUAAGAAGCCUCCUCCUCCUCCCCCAGUUCGUGCAUCAGAGGACAGGAAGCCCUCCCUGUCGGAGCACUGCCGGCUGUACUUUGGAGCCCUGCAGAAGGCCAUCAGCGUGUUUGUAGGUGCCGUGCAGCAGGGCGAGCCACCCGAGAAGUUCAUUGGCCACAGCAAGCUGGUGAUCAUGGUAGGGCAGAAACUGGUGGACACACUGUGCCGGGAGGCUCACAGUGGACAGGCCAGCCAGGACUUACUCUGCAAGAGCAACCACCUGUGUGCCCUGCUGAAACAGCUGGCAGUGGCCACCAAGAAAGCAGCAGUCCACUUUCCUGACAGGCAGGCUCUGCAGGAGGCCCAGGACUUUGCUAAGGAGCUCGCGCAGAGAGCGCAGCACUUUCGGACAGCACUGGACCUCUGAAAAUUACCAACAAGCGGAGAGUGAACUCUGCUCUAACAUGCUGUGUGUUGGUCAGUAGUCAACAUCAUUACUGAGUCACCUCUCUUCUUCUUUCCUUGGACAUC
Molecule: messenger RNA, 2742 nt
Organism: Megalops cyprinoides (Indo-Pacific tarpon)
Lineage: Eukaryota; Metazoa; Chordata; Actinopteri; Elopiformes; Megalopidae
Gene: cass4
Product: Cas scaffold protein family member 4
Exons: 7
Coding region: 89-2638 (849 amino acids)
Biological process (GO): cell surface receptor protein tyrosine kinase signaling pathway; cell migration
Cellular component (GO): plasma membrane; cytoplasm
Molecular function (GO): protein binding
Source: RefSeq, a predicted model, not a curated record